Messenger RNA from Punica granatum (pomegranate), 1895 nucleotides. NCBI's taxonomy places the organism in Eukaryota, Viridiplantae, Streptophyta, Magnoliopsida, Myrtales, Lythraceae. The record is from RefSeq and is a predicted model, not a curated record.
GUUGAGAGCUUACAGGAUGGAGGAGAGAGCCGGAGAGCGGAGGUGCUUCGAUGGAGACGGCAGCCUCGGUCGGGGACCCGAGUCAGAUAAUUAGGCUUUCGGCGCAGAGUGGAGGUACGACAAAGUUUAUGUUCCCGCCGUAACGGAGGGAAAAUUUCGCGGUUAAUUCCCAACGGAGGUUUCGGCAAUUAUUCUGGAGAUUUCAGUGAGUGAGAACGAUGAUGGUGGGGAGAAUCUUGCCGGCCGUGGUCUCUGGUUGUCGGAAUUACAGCAGCCGGAGCUCAGGACACGGUCGGAACUGGGCUAAAAACGCGAACUUGCAGAAGGCCGCCUUCGAGGAGAGCCCUCCGAGGAGGGCGCCGAGGACCAGAAUCAAGUGGACGGAGGAACAGGCGAGGGUCAUCUCCGCCAUCUCGUCCGGCCGGUCCGUGUUUGUCACCGGAUCUGCCGGAACUGGGAAGACCGCUCUCGUAAAGCACGCAAUCAAGCUGCUGCAGAAAUCACUCGGCCGGUCCAAGGUCUUCGUCACGGCUUCGACUGGCAUUGCGGCCUACGCCCUCGGCGGCCAGACACUGCAUUCUUUCGCGGGUAUCGGGCCGCCUGUGAACGACCGGGAACUUCUUCUCGAGAGGGUUUUGUCGGAUAGGAGAGCCAUCAGGAGAUGGAAGAGGGCUCUGGCAUUGUUCAUAGAUGAAAUCAGCAUGAUAGAUGGGGAGCUGUUCGAUCACCUCGAGUUCAUCGCCCGGGAGGUUCGGGAGUCAGGCAAAUCAUGGGGCGGUAUUCAGCUCGUCGUGUGCGGGGACUUUUUCCAGUUGCCCCCUGUGAACAAGAGAGGGUACUUGCGUUUGAAUAAGGAAUUCGCGUUCGAGGCUGAUUGCUGGGACUCCAGCUUCGGCCUGCAGGUCGAGCUCACGAAGGUCUUUAGGCAAUCCGAGGAGAGGCUUAUCAAGCUGCUUCAGGGGAUAAGGAAGGGGCAGAUCGAUCCCGAAGAUAUGUUGUUCUUGGAGAAGUCUUGUUCCUUGAACGAUAAACUGGACGCUUCAGUAGUGAGAUUGCAUCCUCGGAACGAGGAUGUGAACUAUGUGAAUGAGGAGAGGAUGUCGGAAUUGGGCAAGGAACGUUACCUCUUCGUUGCGGAAGACAGUGGUAUAGAGCAGGCCAUGAGGCAGCUUCGGUUCGGGCUAGCGCCCGAUGAGAUCUUUCUCUGCGAGGGGGCGAGGGUGAUGUUUGUGAAGAACGUGGACACGUCUUGCGGGCUGAUCAAUGGGGCCACCGGGACCAUCAUCGGGUUCAUGGAGGACAAGGCUGGAGUUUCCUCAAACGUAUGCCAAGGAGGCGGAGUUCUGCCUGUCGUGAAAUUCGAUUCAGGGCAGAUUAUUGUGGUCGAACCUGAGACGUGGUGUCUAAUGGAAGCAAACACCGUUGUUGCUAGGAGAAGGCAGAUACCACUCAUUCUGGCCUGGGCCCUGAGCAUUCACAAGUGCCAGGGAAUGACUCUUGAUAGGGCUCACAUGGAUCUUUCCCGGGCUUUCGGGUACGGGAUGGUGUACGUGGCACUCUCCCGGGUGAGGAACCUGACCGGACUCUACUUGUCAGGCCUCAAUCCCUCGAAGAUCAAGGCCCACCCGAAGGUCUUGAAAUUCUACGAGAGAAUCACCAAUCAGCAAGACACAGAGUGACAAUAGCAACGAUCAUCGGAGAGGAUGAGGAUGGCAUUUCGAAGGUGAAGGCCCGCCGAAAGGUUCUAAUAAACUAUCUCUAUAUGAUUUCUUACUAUCACAGCAGAAGAGGUGCUGAAGAAGCUUAUCAUGUAAGUGUAGGAAAAGAAGGGCAACAAAUUUGUUCAGACUUCGCGCAAAGUGUUGGAAGUUAAUUGAAUUUUCCUUCCGGCAGUA